Messenger RNA from Caenorhabditis auriculariae, 8002 nucleotides. NCBI's taxonomy places the organism in Eukaryota, Metazoa, Nematoda, Chromadorea, Rhabditida, Rhabditidae. The record is from the annotation of a GenBank genome assembly.
AUGGCGCCCAGUGAAGCCGCGCCGACGCCGGUCGUCUCGUUCCCCGAUCUCAUUUCGCACGCCAAACAAACCAGGAUGGAGGUCCUUUACUCGUUCUCGGAAUUUUUCUUAUUUAUCAGUGAAAAAAAGUUUUUACCAAUAAAAUUUAAAUGCUCCAAGCAUUGCUGGCUUUUUCAAGAAUCCAAAUUUUUUUCUCUGGUUUUAUUUUCGAGCAAAUUAAAUCGACCAGAGACUUUUUAUCUAAAUUUUUUUGAUUUUUUUAUUUUUUUCUGUCUGAAGCUGUAAGCUCACGAAUCAAUUUCAUUUAAACAACGAAAAAAAUCAGCGGAUAUUCAAAAAAAGUUAAGAACAUGGAGAGUAUAAAAAGGGCAAUGAAGAAGGCUUCAAACGUUCGUAAGAGGUUGAAAACUGAUUUUGUUGAUUGAGAAUCUUUUUCCAGGUCAGAACUGUACUCGCGAUAACGUUCACCAAGAUGACGAUCGUCAAAACAGAAAGCGGCUGCAAAAUGUGAUUUUCAUUUUUACUCCUUAAAAAAACUUUAGAUGAAAAAGGAAAUAAAAAAACUAAUUUUUUUUCGUAAUUAUUGGAUAUAUUCAUAUGAAAACCUAGGGAAAGCUUGUCGUAAUGUUUUUUUUUUUGAAUUGUAGAGUGAAAAGUUCCCAGGAGUUGAUGGCUGAUUUUCCUUGAACUAUUAAUACCAUGUUAUCAAGGAUUUUUAAAAAAAAUACAUAUAACAAAAAAAAUUUUUGUAGUUUCUAUGUUUUUUUAACUCUUUUUGACUUCUGUUUAAUUUUUGACUGUUUUGAUUCAGCAAAAAAAAAUAAUUAUAAGUUUUUGAGUUUUUUUGAAAUUGAAAGAAUUGAGUCCACAUGUGAAAAAAAAUUUUUCAAAGUUGUCAGUCAGCUGAUUAUUCUCCAGCCACUUUUUUCUAUUACUUUUGAUUAUCUAAAAUUCUAAUGAACAGAUUAUAAUGAAAAGUGCAUAUAGUUUUGACCCACAGUUCUCCGAAGAUAACUUUCCACUUUUUAGUCUAAAAAUUUCGAAACUUGUGAAAAUACUAGCUUUCUCAUAGGUACGCCCUGGGCACACCCCAGUGUUCUUCGAUGCAGACGCUGCUGUCGGCGUCGCUUCCGAAGUCCCCGAACGGCAACAACUCCGAUGUGGUCCGCCUCACGCCGAUGUACGACGACAGCCAGAUCAAGUGAGAGUGGGUCGACGGACCGCGGAGGGCCGACGUGUUGCAGAAUCAGAGCGGCGCCUUCCGCCGAGUUCUCUCUGAUGUGCGAGAGACAGAGGUCCGCCGUCGUUUCCGGCGUCAUGGACUACUCGAUCGGGCUCGACGAGAGCAACUUGAUGCUCAACACCGGCGAGAGGCUCUACAGGUACUCUCCAAUGACUAUUCCCAGGCUUUUUCAACGAAUUUUUAUUUCGAAUUGAAGAACCCAUGAUUAUAGAGUAGAGCAGGUUUUUUCAAUAGUAAGAAGGAGAAAAAAAUUCAAGCAAAAAAAUUCUAAUUCUACAUUUUUUUCUUUUUUUGUUUCAUCAAAUUAGUUGAGCCAAUCGCUGUCCAGACUUUUUUUCCUCUUCACAAAAAUAGCUAUUCAGAGAAGUUUUUUUCACAAGGAAAAAGGUGUCAAAAAGUUCAGUAAAUAUAGCUGGGAAAUUGAAAAAAAGGCUUUCAAAAAAAACUUUUAUUGGAAAAAAAAGGGGCUCGAAAGUUUUUUUCCAAGUUACACUUCUUUUUAUUUGACCUAAUUUUUCAAAUUUUAUUUUUCAGGAAUUUCUCUCGAAACGAGGUUUUAGUUCUUCGGAAAAAAAUUUUAUAAAUGUUUCAAGGGGGCUUUGAGUUUAUAAUGUUUCGUUUGACUGUUUUAGAGGCGUUUUUCCGCUUUUUACUUCAAAAAAAUUCUGAAAAAACUGAUAACGAAAUUGCGCCUUUCAGGAAAAGUUUUUGGAAUAAUCAAAACUUUUUUUCUUUAAAGCGGUGUUAUCUUUAAAGCAGGUGAUCCUGUUUGAGUAGAAAUAUUUGGUGUUUUAUUACAUUUGUAGCCGAAGUAUUCGGAAUCCCCCUCUUGUCCUUCUCACUCUUGAAGUUUCAGAGUGUUGGACGGGCGAAUAAAGUCACUCGGUGCCAUACGAGUUGUGGACUUGGAAGUAGACCAAGAAGUCGAAGAACUUACUUCCGUCUUCUCUUCGUGAGCGUCUUGGUCAAAGUUUCGAAAUCUCAUUUUUCUCUCAGAAAAAGGCCGGGUUUCGUUUCGGACGCCCGUGUUUGCCCCUCCGACAACCGAAUAAUUGCCUUUGUCCUCAACAAGAAGGUUUCCAAGCUCAUCAAUUUUUCUUAUCCGUUGUCUUUGAUCUCUCAAUUUGACGAAAAAAGUGAUCGUGUCAGAUUUACAUCGACAUCAACGGCGUCGUCGUUUUUUCGACGGCCGAAGCGGAAGGAGUGACCAACGGCGUCUCGCCCUACAUAGCCCAGGAGGAACUCGAAAGAUUCGAGGCCAUUUGGUGGAGUCCGACGUCUCCAAGGUUAGCGAUUCUUCAGCCGAAUUCUUUUUUUUUCUACAGAAGCACAUGUGAAAUAGUCAUUACCUGAGAAGUUAUCAUGCUCGAAAAUUGGAAAUAGUUUGAAAAAUACUUGCAUAUCUACAUCAUAUAGAUAUAUCAAUAGAAAAAGUUUGCUCAAAAUUUUCUUUUAUUUUUUUUUUUGAUUUUUUAUCGACACAGCUUUUUACGGUCACCGGCCUUUCCUAGGAGGACUAUUUUAUAGUUAUAUACAGUUUUCUUUCGAAAAAUUUACGUCGAUUCGUUAAAAUCAGCAUUUUCUACAUGGAUUUUUCGAGGUAUGGGACUUUUUUUCAAUUUUCAUAAUCUCACCAGUAUUUUUAUAUUUUUGUGUUCAUUUUACAGGUUACUUUUCGAGCGUGUUGACGAGCGAGCUGUGGACAAUCUCUCAUUUUCUUGUCCCGGAAAGCUCGACGCGGACCCUCCGAUGCGAUAUCCCCGCGUCGGCCUCUCAAACGCCACCAGCGAGCUGCGAAUGUUGAUCAUCGAAGAUGGCAAAGUUGGAUCUCUGAGCAAAUGGAUGAAUCAAUGGGAAAGUUCAGGUGUUACAAGCGCGACUGAAGUACUCGCUGAGAGCCUACUUUCACACGAUGGAAUACAUCGUCCGCGCCGGAUUCGCCAACGACGGCAGAACGUACAAAAAGUCGUCCUCUCUAUUAAUCUGAAUAUUUUUCCAGUGUCUGGGCGCAGCUGAUGAACCGACAGCAGAACUCGUGCGUGCUGGUGUUGAUCCCCGAGAAGGACUUCAUCAUCGACGGCUGCCAGUCGACGGACCAACGCAACGGCAGCUGCUCGCCGUCGCCGUCGACGCCGUUCGUCAAGCACUGGGUCAACGUCCACGCCAACGAGUCUGACGCCUGGAUCAAUGUCAGUUCCGAUUUCCUUCCCAAGAAUUUCAAGUGAGAGUAGGAGUGAUAGGUGGUGUCCGCGAACCAUUCGCUUUGAAGGCAGAAAGAGAAGUCGGGAUAAAGAAAAUUGUUUGGAAACCGUUUAUCAGUUCUCUCAAAAGUUCUUUGCCGAAGGCCAAUUUUAACUAGAUUUUAUACUUCGAAUCUAUGUAAAAAUUAAAAAUUGAAUUAAGAGAAAUCCGUAAUGAGUAUUAGAAAGAGGAGAGCUGUUUCGAGAGAAAAGCACGUUUGAGGACUGAAAGAAUUUCUUAAAAAUUCGCUCAAACACUCUUUGAAGGUCUAGUUCAAGAUUUCCCAUAGUACUAAGUCAAACAUUUUCAAAUCACAGAGUAAAAUUGCCUCCUUUUUUAGAUAGGGAAAUAGAUUUUCAAAUUUUACAUUUUUAUUUUCAACCCGAAUCUGUUCAGGUCCAUAACGCGACGGUGCCUCUGGACUCUAGUGACCGGCCUGGCGAGUACAGUUUCGUCUAUUCGAAGGAAACGGGAAAAGGAAGCCAACUUCUCAUUGUCAACAUCACUUUGAACAACGAGUGGGGCUUUUUUCGAAAUGGCCCCUGAACAGAGCUCCUUUUUCCAGUGGAACGGUCUUCAGCCAACAAGAGUUCUCCUUGUUGCCGGAAGACGCCAACUUCUCGAUCUGCAAGACGACCAACGUCCACGUCGACAAGAACCGAAAACUCGUCUAUUUCUUGGCCAACCACAGCAACCCUAUCGAGUGGAAUGUGUGAGUCUUCUAACAAGCUCAUCUUUUUCUCGGCAUUUCUCAGACUUGCCUGGAACAUUCUUAAUUAAAAAAUCAUCAUCUGCCACCGCCUAUAUUCGAGAUAAAACGCCUAAAAGCUCUCAAAGACGGUCCCUGUUGAACCUUUGAGGAAGCUUGGCAAAAAUGAACUGCAGGGCCUCCUGACUCCGAACAAGAAAAAUAUAUAUCCCUCUUAAAUAACGCUUUUUUCUCCUUGUUUGUGUAACUUGCAAAUUUGAAAAGCUUAUUCCUCGAAAAAAAAUGUGUGACACAGUCUCAAAUGAAACGAGAUGUUCUUCAUUUUUCUGGGUUCUCUAUUCAAUAAAAUACGUUCUCUCCUGACGGCGGCAGUUCAGUUUAGCCAUGGAGCAGCUGCAAAAAAUCAAAAAGCAUUUAUUUCGUCUUGAAUUUUUUUUUGGCUUCUGGGAUCCGCUUGAGUUGGGUGGCUGCAAAAUAAUGAGUCAAAGUUGAAAAUACUGAUUUUAGCGGCCAAAAAUAUAGCCCUAGGUAGUUUCAAGCUGUCGAAAAUGAAUCAUACAUUGAAAAUUUUCGGUCUGAUUUUAAAUAAAAACUGUCAAGUAAGAAGUAAAAUGACCUUUUUAAGAAUCCUCUAGAGUUCUAGGUUUAAAAAAGGCGUUUUCAGUUGCGUUGCGAGCUAUUCUCAUCGUGAUCGAAUCUUAUUCCGUCAACUAACUCCCGACGGAAUCACCUUCAAGUGAGUUUGGGAAAAAAAAUCCAGGAAAGGUCUUUGGAAGGUUUGAAAAAAAUGUAAAUUCUUAACAAAUGACUUCCAACAGGCUUCUGAAAGGUAAAUUGAAGGUUUUGAGCUAUAUGAAAGUGUUUGACCAUGUACUCUAAAGUUCCAAACGCCUUCCGAGGGACCGAAAGCAGUGGCUUCCCAAUUUUUACCCGAAUUACAUAUUUUCGAACGAAAAGAACGAAGCAAAUAGGAAAAAGGCCCUACGGCACAAUAAGACUCAGUAGAUUCGGAUUAUCUUUGAAAUGAUCGUCCGAGAGUCUUAUCGAAAAUGCGACUCUACAGGACGGAACGAGCUUCGCACUCGUUGGCUCUGCAUCCCGAGGUCGGAUUCGCCUGCUGGGCGACGUCUCUCAACCAGCAGCAGCACUGCCGGUUUUACGCCUUGCACCACUCGAAAGACGACGUUUUGCCCACCGCCGAGUACGUCACCGAGGUGGAUCUCCGAACGGAAAGCAUGAUAAAUAGUGGAUAAUUCAGGUAAUCUUGGCUGGAACAGCUCCCGUUCCGUCUCCAACGAAAAAGGAAAUGGUCCCCGAAGUGAUCGAGUACAAAACGGCGUAAGUUUCUCAAAAGUUUACUGGGCAACUAUUUUUAAAAUCUUUUUAGAGUUCAAUAAUGGCGUUAUGAGGUAUCAAAAAAAUGUAACUAUGUAAAAGCUAGAGCGUCGUAGCAGAGAUAAGAGAGGGCGCAGAGAAACGAGAGAAUUUCAAAAAAAAGUUUGGAAAAUUUUUUUGCUCACAACUUUGUCUAGCUCAAUCUUUUUGAAACUCCAUAAGUCUAUGGAAAACAAAUAAUUGGAUUUAUUUUAAUUAUACGACGCGGCCGAUUCGAGUCCAAAAAUGAACGGCUUAAAUUUGGACCCUUCAGCAUUUUCCAUCUUGCUUCAUUUCCAAAAAGAGUUUGAGAAAAUUUUUGUUUGCACUUACACCUGUUUAAACGCAAUUUCUUUUAUCAAAAUAGUUUGAAGAUAUUUGAAAAGGAGAAAAACGAUGAAAGAAACUUUAAAGUCUAAUUGCUUUUUUUUUUUAAAGUUGAUCCUCUCUUCUAGACUCCAUCCCUCACUUUCAGCUCGUCACCAUUCACCUUCUACGCGCUAGUCAUGAAGCCGUUCAACUACGUGCCGCACAGAAGCUAUCCCGUCGUGCAAUACGUCUACGGCGGCCCUGGCGUCCAAGUUGUUCGCAACGAUUUCUCGACGUUUGUCAGAGGAUUCCCGAAGAAACAACCCUCUUCUCCUUUCAGCUGGGUUCCGUUCCAGAAGUACACGAGGCUGGGCUUCGCAGUGGUGAUGCUCGACGGACGGGGAUCCGCCAACCGAGGACUUGACUUCGAGUCGCCCAUCAAGCGCAGACUGGUUAGUCGGUAGAUGGUCGUCCAAGAAAAGGACUUCUUUGAGGGAGUCGUCGAGGUCGAGGAUCAGUUGGAGGGCCUCCGGAUAGUCGCAGAACGAUGUGGCGGACUUCUGGACCUGGAACGAGUCGUCGUGACUGGAUGGUCUUACGGCGGAUACAUGGCCUUGAUGAUGCUCGCCAAACAUCCCAAUGUUCGUACUUUGGGAAUCAACUUUUUGUGAAGUUAUUAUCGAUUUAAAAUACCGGUUAUUUUUUAUAACGGAGCGCUGCUUUCAAAGUUGAUUAUUUCUAAAACUUUGCAGUAUUUCAAAACAGAAAAUGACAAAAAGAAAAAUUCUCUCAAUUUUUCAUUUUAUGAAAUUUUGCCGAAAUCCAUUUUACUGAUUCCAGAUCGAAAAAAUUUUUUCGUAAUUUUUGCUUUUUUUUUCAAAUUGACGUCCUAAAGACCGGGAACCACGACUACUUAAAAGGCAUUUUUUUGCAAGUUUUAUAAAGUUCUCAGCCGGCGAUCAAAAAAGUUUUCUCGAGAUUGUGGUUAACUUGAAGAUUAGUCUGAAGAUAACGAAUAUUUUCAGACUAUCCAAAAUUCAACAGAACAGGGCUUUCAUCUCAAAAAAAUCUUUUUUUAAAAAAAUACCGAUUUUUUUAAAAAUUUAUUCGCUGUUUCUGAAAAAGACAGCUUGAAAUUAUUAUAAAAUGUUCUUUUUUUUUGAUUUCGUGCUAGCCCUCGUUUUCCAGGCUCCACUGAUUAAGAGAUACGUCUGUUCAGCGAGUAUUUUACACAAAAAUGAAGCGCUUGAAACUGUGAAACACGUGAUAUGACAGGUCUACCGAGCUGCGAUCGCCGGCGGAGCAGUGACGGAUUGGCGACUCUACGACACGGCCUACACGGAACGCUACAUGGGAUACCCCCUCAAGGAAAACUACGACAAUUGCUCGGUUCUGCCGUUCGUUCAUGCACUCCCCGAGGAGUGAGCGACUGUCUUUCUGUGUGUCCUGACUGGAAACAUUCAGACCUGGACGACUGAUGUUGAUCCACGGACUCAUUGACGAGAAUGUCCACUUCACGCACAUGGAGCGCCUUAUCAACACCUUGAUUAAAAGAGGAAAACCCUACGAUCUCAAGGUAUGAGGCUCGAUUUGCUUGUGGAAUGAUCUGUGGCUUCGCGACUGCGUAGCGGCUACCUUUUCUUUUAUAACUCAAAAAAAUUUGCGCGCAAAUGCAUCGAAGUAGGUCAGGAAAGGUUACCAAACGUCCAUUCUUUUUCUCUAUACCACUUGUCACCACUACGUUUCGAAAAAUGGAGUAAUUUUUCAUUUAAAAAUAGGUUUUUUUUUUGAUAGUACUUCAUUAUCGUGCAAUGAAAGUUUCAGACUUAGUUGGAAAAUGACGAGGAAUUCAAACUAACGGACAAGAAACUAUUGCGAGCUUUAGACGAGAAAAAAUAGUUUUUAAUAUUUUUUUAAUUUUAAUAUUCUUUUCUAGUGGACAGUUUUUUUUCAAAUGAAAAGACUCAGUAAAAUAUGACUUCCAUUCUUUUUUUAAGCUAAAGUGAAUGCGAUUUCAGCUUUUCCCCUCUGAACGGCACGGAGUUCGGAGUUCAGAGUCGGCGGCUUAUCUCGACGCCUGUAUGCUGAGAUUCAUCAUCGACGCCUGCAAUUUACCUUCUCGUUGA